UUCCGCGUCUUCCUGCGUUGGCUCCUCCGUCUCUGCCGCUCACGGGGCUGCCGUAUAAAUAGGGGCCUUUUACUAAAACAGGCAACCCCGAAACGCCGCUACGUAUUUCUUAGAUCUCCGUUUCAUUCCACUCCGCAAGGAGGCGGAGGAGAAAGGCAGAGCAAUCAUAGCUUCCCCACCCCCCGCUCGCUUCCUUUAUUAGCCAGCGUCGCCUCCGCAUUUCCUUCCCUGCCACCUCCUCCAUCGGUCGCCGCCCCCAUCCACCGAUCGAUCCUUCGCAGUAUAUAAGUUCCAAGUGUUCUGUGGCAGUUUUUUGUCGUGGAGCCGCCUGCCACUGCCACUCUCUUCUGUUCAAUCAAUACAUUUUAACUUUUAAGGUUACUUCUAGAUGUCAACGGCAAAACAGGUGCUUGAUCCUGCAUUUCAAGGAGCUGGCCAAAAACCUGGGACAGAAAUAUGGCGGAUUGAAGAUUUUAAGCCAGUUCCUUUGCCAAAAUCUGAUUAUGGUAAAUUCUACUGUGGAGAUUCGUAUAUAAUUCUGCAGACGACUUGCAACAGGGGUGGUGCUUAUCUUUUUGACAUCCACUUCUGGAUUGGGAAAGAUUCCAGUCAAGAUGAAGCUGGCACUUCAGCAAUCAAGACAGUUGAACUUGACACCAUGCUUGGAGGUCGUGCAGUGCAGCACAGGGAACCCCAAGGCUAUGAAUCUGAUAAAUUUCUAUCAUACUUCAAGCCAUGCAUUAUACCCUUGGAGGGAGGUUUCGCCUCUGGGUUUAAGAAGCCAGAAGAAGAUAAGUUUGAAACACGUCUAUAUAUCUGCAAAGGAAAGAGAGCUAUCAGAGUUAAAGAGGUUCCCUUUGCUCGUUCGGCAUUAAACCAUGAUGAUGUCUUUAUCUUAGAUAGUGAAAAGAAAAUCUAUCAAUUCAAUGGUGCUAACUCCAACAUUCAAGAAAGAGCGAAAGCACUGGAAGUGAUCCAACAUUUAAAGGAAAAGUACCAUGAAGGAGUGUGUGAUGUUGCAAUUGUUGAUGAUGGAAAACUGCAAGCAGAAUCAGACUCUGGUGAAUUCUGGGUCCUUUUUGGUGGUUUUGCACCAAUAGGGAAGAAAGCUGUAAGCGACGAUGAUGUUAUUCUUGAAACUGCACCGACAAAGCUUUACAGUAUCAACAAUGGUAAACUGAAGUUAGAAGACAUUGUUCUGACAAAAUCAAUUCUUGAGAACACUAAAUGCUUUUUACUUGACUGCGGCUCGGAGUUAUUUGUAUGGGUUGGUCGAGUAACACAAGUGGAUGAUAGGAAAGCUGCAAGUGUAGCAGUUGAGGAAUUCAUUGUUAAUCAAAAUAGGCCAAAAACAACGAGAGUAACUCAAGUAAUUCAAGGUUAUGAGACUCAUACAUUCAAGUCCAAGUUUGAAUCUUGGCCGAUAAGUAGCACAGCAGGAAAUGCCAGCAUGGAGGAUGGCCGAGGAAAAGUUGCAGCGCUGUUGAAGAAAAAAGGUGAUGUUAAGGGAGCCUCAAAAACCAGUGCUACAGUAAACGAGGAAGUUCCUCCUUUGCUUGAAGGCGGUGGAAAGCUUGAGGUUUGGUAUAUUGAUGGCAGUGCUAAGACUGCUCUUCCGAAGGAGGAUCUUGGAAAAUUUUACAGCGGAGAUUGUUAUAUUGUUCUCUAUACAUAUCAUUCUGGUGACAAGAGAGAAGAAUUCUAUCUAACUUACUGGAUUGGGAAGGACAGUGUACUGGACGAUCAACAGAUGGCUUGUCAAAUGGCUAACACAAUUUGGAAUGCAAUGAAAGGAAGACCUGUUCUGGGUCGUAUUUAUCAAGGGAAAGAACCACCACAAUUUAUUGCUCUUUUCCAGCCCAUGGUUAUUUUUAAGGGUGGAAUCAGCUUCAGAUACAAGAAAUUUAUAGAAGAGAAGGGCUUGAAAGAUGCAACAUAUUCUGCCACUGGCAUUGCUCUUGUUCAAAUUAUUGGGACAUCAACUCAUAAUAAUAAAACACUUCAAGUUGAUGCGGUGUCAACAUCCUUGAGUUCCACGGAUUGCUUUGUCUUGCAAUCUGGAAAUUCAAUGUUUACAUGGAUUGGCAACACAAGUUCUCAUGAACAACAACAGUGGGCUGCAAAAGUUGCUGAGUUCUUGAAGCCUGGCGGUACUAUCAAACAUUGCAAGGAGGGAACUGAGAGCUCUGCUUUCUGGUCUGCUCUUGGUGGAAAGCAGAAUUACACAAAUAGAAAUGCAUCACAGGAUGUUCUUAGGGAGCCUCAUUUGUAUACUUUCUCAUUUAGGAAUGGAAAGCUUGAGGUUACUGAAGUUUUCAAUUUUUCACAAGAUGAUUUGUUGACUGAAGAUGUCAUGGUACUUGACACGCAUGCCGAAGUCUUUGUUUGGAUGGGUCAGUGUGUGGACACAAAAGAAAAACAGAAUGCAUUUGAAAUUGGCCAGAAAUACGUAGAGCAUGCAGUGACCUUUGAAGGUCUUUCUCCUGAUGUGCCUCUGUAUAAAUUCAGUGAAGGGAAUGAACCUUGCUUCUUUAGGACAUACUUCUCCUGGGAUAACACCAGAGCUGUGAUUCACGGGAAUUCAUUUCAGAAGAAACUUUCACUUCUUUUUGGGAUGCGUUCAGAGAGUGGAUCUAAGGGCUCAGGUGAUGGUGGACCAACUCAAAGGGCAUCAGCAUUGGCCGCUCUUUCGUCCGCGUUUAAUCCAUCUUCCCAAGAUAAACAGUCAAAUGAUGGGCCUAGAAGCUCUGGUGAUGGUGGACCUACUCAGCGUGCAUCAGCAUUAGCUGCAUUAUCAUCUGCACUCAAUCCAUCAUCAAAACCCAAAAGCCCACAGUCACAAUCCCGUCCAGGUCAAGGUUCUCAGAGAGCAGCUGCUGUUGCAGCACUGUCUAAUGUUUUAACUGCUGAGAGUCCUCGCAAUGAUGCUGAGAAGACAGAAUUAGCACCUUCAGAUGCUUCUCCUCUGGGUGAAGCAGCGGGGUCCUCAGAAUUUGAUGAAGGGCCAGGAGAGAGAACAGAACCUGAUGUAUCACAGGAAGAAACUGCUAAUGAAAAUGGAGGUCAAACAACCUUCAGCUAUGAACGUUUGAUAUCAAAGUCCACUGACCCUGUCCGUGGGAUAGAUUACAAACGCAGAGAGACUUAUCUAUCGGAUGACGAAUUCCAGACUGUAUUCAGUAUGACUAAGGAUGAAUUCUACCAGCAGCCAAGGUGGAAGCAAGAGUUACAGAAAAGAAAAGCUGAUCUUUUCUGACUCAUGGUCAUUUUCGGCUGCAGCGAUUGCACAAUUCAGUUAUCUCUUCCACGAAUGGUUCCAUGGCACACAUCUGUUCCAGAGGCUACUAUCGGCAGCUUCAUCUGCUGAUUUCCCCAAGUUUUUAGGCUAUUUUCUAUUCGUAUAUGAUUUGUGUUAAGCAGCUCCAAGGGUUGUCCCUACACUAUGAGUUUAUUUGAUCUGGUCAUUGGUCGUCCAUUUGUACAUUAUUUUCCGGCUCAAUUUGGUCAUAGGUCAUUUCUGGCGAGUUUUUCAAAAGCCAUCCUAUAUUGGCACUACAUUGUAUGACAUAUAUCAAAUUCCAGACUAAAGAGUAAAGACUUAUGCUUUUGUUAGUCAUAUUAA
Messenger RNA from Brachypodium distachyon (stiff brome), 3622 nucleotides. RefSeq names its product villin-2. The record is from RefSeq and is a predicted model, not a curated record. Gene Ontology annotation, biological process: cytoskeleton organization; actin filament severing. Gene Ontology annotation, molecular function: actin filament binding. Lineage: Eukaryota; Viridiplantae; Streptophyta; Magnoliopsida; Poales; Poaceae. The coding region runs from base 389 to 3256 and encodes 955 amino acids. The transcript has 24 exons.